AUGAGGCUCACCCGCGCCCUGUCCAUGGCCGAGGCCACUGCUGCCGGCGCCGCCAAGCCGCUGCGCCCUGCCCCGCUGGCCCUGCUGCCGCCCAUCCCGCUGUACCGCCGCAUCCUCCGCGCCCAUCGCCACAAGCUGGACCCGCAGAUGCGUCUGCUGGGCGACGAGUACGUCAAGGCCGAGUUCCGCGCGCACAAGAGCGUCGACAAUCCCAUCCACAUUAUUGGCUUCUUGACCGAGUGGCAGAUGUACGCCCAGCAGCUGGAGGGCGACGCAUGGAGGGACGCCAAAAUGGACAAGGCCAAGGUGGACAAAAUGAGCGACGAGCAAAUUGCCCAGCUGUACGAGCUCAUGCUGGCCAUUCGCAACCAGGACGUCGAUGAGAACACACCCAAAGAAAAUCAGUGA
Molecule: messenger RNA, 408 nt
Organism: Lasiodiplodia theobromae
Lineage: Eukaryota; Fungi; Ascomycota; Dothideomycetes; Botryosphaeriales; Botryosphaeriaceae
Product: ACN9 family domain containing protein
Exons: 3
Coding region: 1-408 (135 amino acids)
Biological process (GO): mitochondrial respiratory chain complex II assembly; succinate metabolic process
Cellular component (GO): mitochondrion; mitochondrial intermembrane space
Source: RefSeq, a predicted model, not a curated record